GGGGUUUGUUUUGGGGUUGAGGACUGCAGGGUGAGGAUCAGGGCUCAGAGAGAGGAGACACACGAACAAGUACAGGAUGAAAAUUGCUGGAGUACUGGGGCUGCUGGUCUUGGCUUUUACAUUUGCCACUGCCAUAAAGCCAAGAAGUCAGUUCACACGUUACCGCUCAUGGAACCAACGGAUGUAUCCGGUGUGGAAAGAUGGAGACGUGAGAUUCAGGAACUGCUGGUUUGGUGGUGAAGUAACUUUUGAUCUGAAAAACGAUGCACCCACACUGACUGGAGCGAAAGCAACCUUCAAUAUCAAUCUAAACUUCCCUCCAAACCAGACAACGCUCUCUGAUGGGCAGGUGGUCUGGGCGCAAAACUGCACCAUCAAUGGACAACAGUACCAGGAGGGUCAGGCUGUGUAUCCUGACCAGGACACCCAGUCAACCGGAGUUUUCCCCGACGGUACACCGUUCAGCCGGAGCCAGAACAAGAAACCCCACUACGUGUUUGUGUGGAAGGCAUGGGGGCGUUACUGGCAGGUGGCAGAUGGGCCGUCCUCCUCCCUCACUAUCGGUACAGACAACGUCCCCCUGGGAUCCCACAACAUGGAGCUUGUCAUCUAUCACUGCCGGGGCAAAGACAAGUUCAUCCCUCUUGGCUACGCCUCCACAGUCUUCACCAUCACAGACCAGGUUCCCUUCGCCAUAUCACUCGCCCAAGUCAAUGACGUAAAUCAGGACGACCAGAACUUCAUCCAGAACCGAGCUAUUGCUUUCAGCGUCAAGGUCCACGAUCCCAGCCAGUAUCUCAACAGCGCCGACGUCAGCUUCAGCUGGGACUUUGGUGACAGCACUGGUACUCUGAUCUCCAGAGAGCUCACCGUCACACACACGUACCUCGCAGUCGGGUCCUUCAAACCUCAGGUGGUCCUGAUGGCGAGCAUCCCCAACGGCUGUGAAAACCCCACUGCUGUUGUUCCUAUUGAUGCCUCUGUUGCUCCAGCAGUAGUUGUGAUGGCCUCCACCCCUGCAGCUGUCCCAGCAUCACCAGCCGAGGGAGGAGAUGCGAUUGCUCUGGACGUUCCUGCUUCUGUGCAGCCAGCUGAAGCUGAAGAUGGAGAGGCAGUCGUUGAUACAGACACAGAGGCAGUAGAGGUUGCGUCAGUAGCGCCUGCAGUAGUCGACGCAGCUGUUGUUCCCGCCGACACUGCUGUCCCUGCUGCAGAAGCAGAUGUUGCUGCCCAGGAUGCAGAUGCAGCAGCAGAAGUAGCUGUAGAGCAAGAAGCUGACGUUGUGGCUGCUGAUACUGCUGCUGCAGAUGUCGAUGCUGCUGCUGCUGUUGAUGAUGUCGCUGCUGCUGUUGAUGCUGCCACAGAGGUUGUCCAAGCUGAGACAGAAGCCCCUGCUGAUAACGUUGUAGCCCCUGCUGCCACUGAGACCACAGCUGUAGAAGAGGCAGCACCAGCUGAUGAUGUCGAGGCUGAAGUACAGGCAACUGAGAAUGAAGUUGCAGCUACUGCAGCUCCUGCAGCCGUUGCAGCCGAAGGUGAAGUUCAAGCAGAGGUGGAAGCAGAACCAGCACAGGUUGCCCUCGUUUUGGCUAAAAGACAAGCACCAGAGCUGACUGCUGACUGCAUGGUCUACCGUUACGGCUCCGUCGCCACCGCUGUAGAUGUUGUCCAGGGUAUUGAAAGUGUAGAGAUUGUACAGAUGUCCAACGUUGUAGCAUUGACGACUGCGUUGGAUCAGAAUGCUGUGGACGUCACCAUUACUUGUCAGGGAAGUCUGCCCAGUGAGGUCUGCACAGUCAUUUCGGAUGCUGACUGUAUCACUCCGAUGGAAACCAUCUGUGGUGUAGCUACACCCUCUCCCGACUGUCAAAUGAUCCUUCGCCAGUUCUUCAAUGACUCCGGAGUAUUUUGCAUCAAUGUCUCCUUGACCAAUGAUGUCAGUUUUGCUGUUGCAAGUGCUAGAGUCAGUGUAACAGUAGCCUCCGGUGGUUCCCCAGCAGGAACUGCAGCCACAGUCCUGGGGGUUAUGGUUCUCGCCUGUGUCGUCUGUUGUAUUGGUUUGAUGUACAGGCGGUUCAAGCAGUAUCAGCCACUAAGAGAAGACGGUGACAGUGAUGGCAGCUCGGCGGUAACAUCGGUGCCUUUGUUGUUGUGGAACUUGUUGAGCCGACAGUCACCAGGAGAGAGUCGUCCACUGCUUCAGGGGAGGAUUGUGUGAAUAUCAUCAUCAGCUCAUGCACCUAUCAUCUACAACAUCCGUUAAAAUGUUGACUUUAUACACAUAAUACUCUAACUAUAUUGAUAUUGUAACUCCCGGUCAAUGUGUUAAACCAGAACCAAGUUAAGUGAACCAGCCCGGUGUACAACAUGUGUAGAAGAAAGAAGUCAACUGUGGAAUAAAGAAAUGUCAUAAGAAUGUAGAGGAAAGUGAUAUUUAUUUUGACCUACAGUAUUUUGUAUUAAUUGCCACUGAUAGUUUAUAGAAGCCAGAACUUAUUCUCCUAUUUGUGGCCUACUUAUUGUAAACCAAUUGGAAAAAUCAAUGUUAACACAUUUCAGUUAAAUUUCUUUACAACGUAAUUUAAAUCACAUCACAGAACGUUGUUGUGAUUGAAUAAAGUGGAACUUUAUCACAA
Messenger RNA from Sebastes umbrosus (honeycomb rockfish), 2636 nucleotides. It is a transcript of the gene pmela, whose product is annotated as premelanosome protein a. The transcript is spliced from 13 exons. Gene Ontology annotation, cellular component: melanosome. The coding region runs from base 77 to 2218 and encodes 713 amino acids. The record is from RefSeq and is a predicted model, not a curated record. NCBI's taxonomy places the organism in Eukaryota, Metazoa, Chordata, Actinopteri, Perciformes, Sebastidae. Gene Ontology annotation, biological process: melanosome organization.